Colletotrichum chrysophilum is the source of this 1419-nucleotide messenger RNA. RefSeq lists its product as uncharacterized. The coding region runs from base 1 to 1419 and encodes 472 amino acids. The record is from RefSeq and is a predicted model, not a curated record. The transcript is spliced from 2 exons. Lineage: Eukaryota; Fungi; Ascomycota; Sordariomycetes; Glomerellales; Glomerellaceae. Gene Ontology annotation, biological process: amino acid transmembrane transport. Gene Ontology annotation, cellular component: membrane. Gene Ontology annotation, molecular function: amino acid transmembrane transporter activity.
AUGGCAGCACUCGGCGAGAUCAUCUCCUACAUGCCGUUAUCCCACGGUUUCGGUGGUUACGCAACCCGCUUCGUGGACCCUGCGCUGGGCUUCGCCACCGGUUACUCCUACUUCUUCAAGUACCUCCUUGCAACUCCGAACCAACUCUCCGCAUUCGCUCUCAUUAUGAAGUUUUGGGUCGGUGAUCGUGUUAGCCCGGCCAUCUUCAUUACCAUCGCCCUCGUCCUCAUUCUCGUCAUCAACAGCGUCAGCGUCAAAGCUUUCGGCGAGUUCGAAUUCUGGUUGUCGUCAUUGAAGGUGUUGAUAAUGGUAGGUGUUAUUCUCCUGCUCUUUAUUCUUGCAGUUGGUGGCGGCCCGACCGGCGAUCGCCCUGGGUUCAGGUACUGGUCCAAUCCGGGAGCAUUUGCGGAAUACAAGGUCGAUGGUGAUAAGGGCCGGCUGCUUGGUGUAUGGAGCGCGAUGGUUGCAGCUGUGUACGCCUUCUCUGGUACCGAGCUUGUGGGUGUCACCGUUGGCGAGGCCAAGAAUCCGCGACUGAGUAUGCCGAAGGCUAUCCGCCUUACCUUCCUCCGCAUCGUCUUCUUCUAUGUAAUCUCGGUCUUUCUGCUUGGACUCGUUGUUCCCUACGACAGUCAGGAUCUUGCUUUUGCUGCCGGUGCCAAGACCAGCGCAGCAGCCUCUCCUUUCGUCGUAGCCAUUAAGAUCGCCAAGAUCAAGGGCCUUGAUCAUGUCAUCAAUGGCUGCUUGGUGGUCUUCGUCUUCUCGGCCGCCAACUCGGAUAUCUACAUCUCAUCCCGUACGCUGUAUGGCAUCGCAAUUGAUGGAAAGGCACCUCGAAUCUUCACGCGUACAACGAAGGCUGGCGUGCCCUUUGUAUCUUUGGCUCUCUGCGGCGCGUUCUGUGGCUUGGCGUACAUGUCUGUCAGCUCGAGUGCUGCGACGGUGUUCAACAACCUUACGAGCAUCGUCACGGUAUUUGGACUUCUGACCUGGAUUUCCAUUCUCAUAUCCCAUAUCUUCUUCUGUAGAGCUCGUGAUGCCCAAAACAUCGACGCUGCCUACAUCCCUUACCGUGCUCCUUUUGGCUCAUGGGGAUCAUACAUCGCUCUCUGCUUUCUGAUCAUUCUCACCUUCACAAAGGGCAUUGAAGUAUUCGUCGGCACCUUCGACUACAAGAGCUUCAUCGUGCAGUACAUCGGCAUCCCAGUCUAUCUCUUUUGCAUAUUCGGCUAUAAGAUCGUCAAGAAAUCGCACCGUGUACGGACCAAGACGGCGGAUCUCGUAACCGGGGUGCCAGAAGAGACCGUGGCAGAAGAGAAGACUGCAGUGGAGAUGGCGAGGAGAGAGAAGGAGGCAGCGGCAGGGCAGAAGGGCGUCAUUGUCAAGAUCUAUCGCAAGGGGUUUGCGUGGCUUUUUUAG